Molecule: messenger RNA, 384 nt
Organism: Seminavis robusta
Lineage: Eukaryota; Bacillariophyta; Bacillariophyceae; Naviculales; Naviculaceae
Source: the annotation of a GenBank genome assembly
AUGGCAAGCAUGCAAUGGAAGAAGAUGGAGAGAUGUCGAUAUGCAGUAGCAGCAGUGGUAUUGCUGCUGGCAACUGCCGUCUCGGGGUUCCUCACCAAGAGAGGAUCUUUUCUACACAGGUUGCCACCACUUUUUGCUAGUAGUACCAACAACCAAAGGCACCAAGAAGCCAUGCAAGCCGCUCUCAAUGCCACGCAAAAGUACGGAGCACACUCUCCAGAAGCAAGAGUCUUGUGGGAAAUUGCAGAAGAAAUCGAGGAUAGCAUCUUCUCUCCCUGUAGUGAACGUGACGACAACUUUACAAUCUACUUGAAGAAUGCCCCAGUAUAUAUGUGGAACCCUGUCCAUUGGAUGGCACCUGGGUAUUACUCCGAUGUGGCAUAA